This is a messenger RNA of Plasmodium cynomolgi strain B, 273 nucleotides long. RefSeq lists its product as hypothetical. Gene Ontology annotation, biological process: tRNA methylation; peptidyl-glutamine methylation; rRNA (guanine-N7)-methylation. Lineage: Eukaryota; Apicomplexa; Aconoidasida; Haemosporida; Plasmodiidae. The coding region runs from base 1 to 273 and encodes 90 amino acids. The transcript has 3 exons. The record is from RefSeq and is a predicted model, not a curated record. Gene Ontology annotation, molecular function: protein heterodimerization activity.
AUGAAAAUACUAGAACAAGAAAUUAAUGUAGAGUUUGUAAAAAAUGUUUUAACGAAAGUGGACUAUGACGUUUUGUGUCAAACGGCCAAACAGCUAGGGAUAAAUUUGCUAGCUAGCUACACUAGCCAACACCUUGAGGAUGAAGAAUUCCUGAACUCAGUUCACCAUGCCCUUUUUAAGGUGCACAUAAUGGAAGCCACGUUAAUAUGUCCCAAAUGCAAUGCCGCCUUUCCGAUAAAGGAUGGUACGCGGCUCUCGGCCUUUUUAAGAUGA